AUGACCAGGCGCGUUUCCCCCGGAUCGAAGGUGUCUGACCAACUGACCUUGGAGAGUAAUGCCCAUGUAUGCAUCGCGAGAAAACGGCGACGGUACAAAGCACGGGGGAGCAGGUUAGAGGCUCAAGAGUUUCUUGCUGUGCAAUCUCGACCUGUAUGUUCUGGUAUGACCUCUGGAGAAGCUUUUGAUGAAUCCGCUGUGCCGCAAAAAGCCAGCUUUUAUCAAUCGCGCGCCUUUUGGCCUGCACAAGCACCGUGGGAAUUGGGACUUCCUCCGGGUAGAAUUUGGACUGGCAUACGUGCAAUCCGAUGCUUGUGUACUCCACCGCGAACUUGGUCAGAAUGUCUUUUGAAAGUUUCCAGGAAAGAGGACUCGGAAUCGAGAAGUCGGUCAAGCCCUGCAGUGGUCCGACGAAUUGGUGGCGAGACAACUGCUGGCCUUGUCGGGUUCCAUCUCGGGAGCAGGAACACAGGCGUGAUGCAGUUCAAGCUGAACCAGCUAGACGAGACUAGUUUAGGCGCGUGUAAAACACGGUCGAUCUCAGAAGAAUGUGACGAGGAUCUCAGGGGAACCAAAGCCAGACGCAUUCCUUAGGGUUGCCGAGCCAUCAACGGUCGUGCCAUCUCCGCUGCAGAAUGUAGAACCAUCAGCCUGAAAGAACAAAUACUGCAAAGAGACGUAGAAUAAUAGGGCCCAUUUGAUGUCUC
Molecule: messenger RNA, 707 nt
Organism: Aspergillus glaucus CBS 516.65
Lineage: Eukaryota; Fungi; Ascomycota; Eurotiomycetes; Eurotiales; Aspergillaceae
Exons: 1
Coding region: 1-594 (197 amino acids)
Source: RefSeq, a predicted model, not a curated record